GUCCCCGGAAUCGAGGACAAUGGGGCGCUCGUGGGCGAGGUCUGCGUUUCUGACAGCCUUUGUGACGAGGUGUGGGACAGCGUUCAGAGAGGCCAGCGUGAGCAAAGGCUUGGAGAUGCGACUGAGCCGGGAGUAUUCAGGAGAUCUGGAGUGGUCCUCACGUUUGCAGGGCCCUGUGAUCUUUGAGGAUGUGUUCGUGUACUUCUCCCAGGAGGAGUGGGGGCUCCUUGAUGAGGCUCAGAGACUGCUGUACCGCAAUGUGAUGCUGGAGAACUUUGCACUUAUAGCCUCGCUGGGAAUUGCAUCUUCCAGAUUACACAAAGUCACCCAACUAGAGCAAGGGGAAGAGCCCUGGAUGCCUGACCAGGUGGAUAUGAUUCCAGCCCCAGCAAGAACGGCCCAGAGAGGACCUGGUCCUGGCUGUUGGCAUGGAGUGGAGGAGGAGGAGACACCUUCUGAGCAAAGUGUCUCUGUAGAAGGAGUGUCACAGAUCAGGACUCCCAUGGCAGGUCCAUGCACCCAGAAGACCCACCACUGUGACAUAUGUGGUUCAAUAUUGAAAGACAUUUUGCACCCGGCUGAACACCAGGGAAGCAAAGCCAGGCAGAAACUGUAUAUGUGUUGGGCGUGUGAGAAGCAAUUCUGGUUCAGUGCAAACCUUUCCCAGCACCAGAAGCAGCACAGUGGAGAGAAAUUCAUCAAAAGGGAUGAGUGCAGGGACCCUGGGAAGAGCUGCAGAGUCUACAUGCCAGAGGAGACCUACACAUACAGGGAGGGUGGGAAGGACUUCCCAACCACCACUGGGCUUCUUCAGCCCGAGGUCCCUCACAGCGGGGUGAAGCCCCACAAGAACACCCAGUGUGGGGGUACCUUUUGCACUGGGCAAAGGCAUUGCAAGUGCAGCAAAUGCAGGAAAGCCUUUAGCCCCAAAGAUUCACUUGUUCAGCACCAGAGAAUCCACACCCUAGAUAGGUCUUAUGAGUGUAGUGAAUGUGGGAAUUUCUUUAGCUGCAACUCCAAUCUUGUCCGGCACCAGAAAGUCCAUACAGGAGCCAGGCCUUAUAUAUGCAGCAAAUGUGGAAAAGCCUUCAACUGCAAAGACACACUUGUUCGACACCAGAGAAUCCACACUGGAGAAAGGCCCUAUGAGUGUAGCGAAUGUGGGAAACUCUUUAGCCAAAGCUCUGACCUUUUUAAACACCAGACAGUUCACACUGGUGAAAGGCCUUAUGAAUGCAGUGAAUGUGGAAAAUUCUUUAGACAAAUCUCAGGCCUUACCGAACACAGGCGAGUUCACACAGGUGAAAGGCUCUAUCAGUGUGGUGAAUGUGCGAAAUUCUUCAGUAGCAAGUCUAACCUCAUUCGACACCAGGAAGUUCACACAGGAGCAAGGCCCUAUGUCUGCAACGAAUGUGGGAAAGAGUUCAACCGCAAACACACACUUAUUCUGCACAAGAGAAUUCACACUGGAGAAAAGCCUUAUGUGUGCAGUGAAUGCGGGAAAGCCUUUAGCCAAAGCUCCCACCUUAUUGUACACUGGAGAACUCAUAGCAGUGACUAUGAGUGCAGCAAAUGUGAGAAAGCCUUUAGCUGCACCUCCAAACUCAUUCAGCACCAGAAAGUCCACACUGGAGAAAAGCCUUAUGAGUGCAACAAAUGUGGGAAAGCCUUUACCCAAAGGCCAAACCUUAUACGACACUGGAAAGUUCACACUGGAGAAAGGCCUUAUAUAUGCAGCGAAUGUGGGAAAGAGUUCAAUCGCAAACACACACUUGUUCUGCACCAGAAAAUUCACACUGGAGACAAGACUUCAGUGCAGCAAAUGUGGAAAAUCAUUUCACCAAAGCAACCAUCUGGAGAAAGGGCUUAGCAGUGCUGUCUCCUUGUUCAACCUAACAACUCACCCAACUCAGAGUGAAGCUCUGAGAGGUGUUUUCUUUGGGGUGGAGGGAAUUAGUCAGUAGUGGAACCUUACACAUGAACAUCCACACUGGGGAGAU
Messenger RNA from Trichechus manatus latirostris (Florida manatee), 2000 nucleotides. RefSeq names its product zinc finger protein 671. Gene Ontology annotation, biological process: regulation of DNA-templated transcription. NCBI's taxonomy places the organism in Eukaryota, Metazoa, Chordata, Mammalia, Sirenia, Trichechidae. The record is from RefSeq and is a predicted model, not a curated record. The coding region runs from base 20 to 1870 and encodes 616 amino acids. Gene Ontology annotation, cellular component: nucleus. The transcript has 4 exons.